GAAAACAUGAGAAACCUCGGGGUGUUAGUGCCAUUAAGCACUUUUUAAAACCACAGUUUGCAAUAACUUCCGAGACAGAGAGAGAGUUGUCUCUCUUUUUCCUCCGGAUUUUGCCCCUUAUCCUCGUUUUGCCGAAGCUUGUUGUCGGAUAAUCUUCUUGGAGGACUUGGAAUUUGACAUCUUUCAGUUCUAGAGGUGAAUCGCAACGGCAGGUUCUCCAGCAUGGGAAACAAGCCUGCGAAGCAAGAAAGGGAAGAGGUAUUGUUGAAAGUUGUUCCUCCAUUGGACCGUGCAUAUGUUAGGUGGCUUGCUCGCGAUCUUGAGAGGACUCAUGGCUUUACACCAGUGAACCCUCGUGCGGUGAAGCCGCCAGAACAUUAUAUUGAGUACAUGCAUUUGAAUGGCUGGUUGGAUGUAGACCUGGGCGAUCCUGAUCUAGCCCAUUUAUUCAAGUAGAUAGCGAUGGCGAUGCACUCAAAACCAGAUUUGAGAAGAAGAAAAAGAGUGGCAUUUCUACCAGUAUAGCAGUGAUUGGAUUGUGAUUUGAGUACAUAUCUGGCCCUCCAAUUUGAUGUAACAUUUCAAAUUUUGGAUUCAAAUGGGGCUUCUUGUAUCGAAUGGCUUAUUUCACUUUUGCUCUGGAAUCCACAUUUUGCCACUUAACACCUUGAAACUCGAUUUUGUUUCA
Messenger RNA from Pyrus x bretschneideri (Chinese white pear), 688 nucleotides. RefSeq lists its product as uncharacterized. The transcript is spliced from 3 exons. Bases 223 to 456 code for a protein of 77 amino acids. The record is from RefSeq and is a predicted model, not a curated record. Lineage: Eukaryota; Viridiplantae; Streptophyta; Magnoliopsida; Rosales; Rosaceae.